UUUUAAAGUUCUAUGGACUUGGUAUAGUGACUGUAGGCUGUGCUCAUGACGGAUGCCACAGGUUGGGCAGGAUAUGCUCACAUUUCGCGAAAACCUGAUAUCAUCACUGUUUUUACAGUGAUCCAUGGGUGCAUGCCAUCACAGCUGUAUAUAUUCUAUCCUGUGUAAGUUCGGGUUUUCAGUCUUGUGGGUGGCAGUCAUCCUACGGGCGAUAUACUGAGUGAGAUGAAACAUCCUGUUACAUAUCUUAUAGAGUGGCUAUCCUCUUAAGGACGAGCACUAAUAUUGAAUCGUGGAAGCAAUCACUUUUCCUAACAUCCUUUCGACUCUACCUUAUGCAGAGAUAUGAUUUUGAUAUUGAAAUACGGUUUUGUUAUUCAGAUUAGGGAUAUCCGAAUGGGUGACGUCAUCACCUAGAUGACGUCAUUACAACCACUGAGGUAUACUAUGCAUUGGCUGAACAUGGAUUAUGUUUUGUCCAGCGUGUGUAUGAAUUUACUUGGACACAGCAAAACGUAUCAGUGGAAUAUGCUAUAUAAGGAGUAAACUGAAAGAUGUUUAUACCGGUUUACUGUAUGUGACGUGGCUGUGUUCUUCGAUGUACAUUUAGUUUUAAUAUCAUACAGGUCCGAAAAAAUGCAAUGAAAUGGAUGAUGAAACUGGCAAGAAAAGACUAGGAGGCAGUCUACUACACGACUUCAUAGCCGGAGCUUUGGGAGGAAGUGCAGGAAUUUUUCUUGGAUAUCCCUUCGACACGAUAAAAGUCCAACUACAGACACAGUCCGGGAAGAUGUCUUAUUCAGGAACAAUGGAUGCAAUGAAAAAUGUCCAUGCCUUCGGAUUUGUUCGAGGUUACUUCCGUGGACUGGCGUCGCCGUUGUUGACUUACGGCGUGGUGAACGCCGUCUUCUUCGGUGUGUAUGGCAACUGCCUGAAGCUGCUGCAGUGGGUGAAGAAGCAGGAUCGUGUCUCGUAUAUGGAUGUCUUUCUUUCUGGGUGCGUUGCGGGCGCCGCCCAAGUCGCCGUCGCCUGUCCUGUUGACCUUGUGAAGGUCGUUCUGCAAUCUCAGAUCCCACACGAAAUCUCCGCAACAGAUAAUAGGGGUAAACUUACUAAACAUAGACAUGGGCACUAUCCAAGCGGAAAUGUAAAGUACUAUAGUGGAUCCUGGCGGUGCGCAGUGGACAUUUUCAAGAGACACGGAAUUCGCGGCUGGUACAAAGGUGCGGUAUCGAUGCUAUAUCGAGAUGUACUAUCGUACGGGGCCUACUGCUUGAUCUUUGAAUACCUGAACGCUGAGAUGCUCAGGAAACGUUGGACAGACCCCAGAGGAAUCAUGAGUAGUGUAGUAGCAGGCGGUGUCGCCGGCACUGUGACGUGGUUUGCCGUCAUGCCUUCGGAUGUUGUGAAAAGUCGUCUGCAAGCUGACUUAACUGGAAAAUACAAAGGAAUAGUAGACUGUGUUAAAAAGAGUGUGGAAGCUGAAGGUCUGCAGGUUUUGUUUAAAGGGACCGUAAUAACAUGUCUAAGAGCAUUUCCAGUAAAUGCAGCAACAUUAUUAGUGUAUUUUCAAAGUCUACAAUACCUUAAUUCCUUUGAUGUUUAAUUAAAUAAUAUAAUAAAG
Messenger RNA from Gigantopelta aegis, 1624 nucleotides. RefSeq names its product solute carrier family 25 member 45-like. Gene Ontology annotation, biological process: mitochondrial L-ornithine transmembrane transport. NCBI's taxonomy places the organism in Eukaryota, Metazoa, Mollusca, Gastropoda, Neomphalida, Peltospiridae. The transcript is spliced from 6 exons. Gene Ontology annotation, molecular function: high-affinity L-arginine transmembrane transporter activity. The record is from RefSeq and is a predicted model, not a curated record. Gene Ontology annotation, cellular component: mitochondrion. The coding region runs from base 647 to 1606 and encodes 319 amino acids.